This is a messenger RNA of Dendrobium catenatum, 4812 nucleotides long. RefSeq lists its product as uncharacterized. The record is from RefSeq and is a predicted model, not a curated record. NCBI's taxonomy places the organism in Eukaryota, Viridiplantae, Streptophyta, Magnoliopsida, Asparagales, Orchidaceae. Bases 2289 to 3248 code for a protein of 319 amino acids. The transcript has 2 exons.
CCCUUUUCUUAUGUAAUAGUAGUUUUUGAUGAAAUGAAAAUUACUUUGUGUUCUCUUUGUGAGUGCAUCCUCUUUCUCAAAUCUCUUAGUGAGUUUUGAGAAGAGCUAGAUCUCUUUGUGAGUUUUAGACCUUCUUCUAUUUUGUCUUUGUGAUCAAGUAGUGUGAGAACUCAAGGAAAUUUCAUCCGGAUUAUAUUCGUUCUGAGGUUUCCUCCCCACAACCCAGUCCACUCAGCAACCCCGUUGCCCCAUCCUGUUCUGCCGCCGACUUCAUUGGCCCUCCAAGCCUUUGGCCGCCACCUUGCACUCGUCCCAGCAGCCGACCUUCAACCCACUGGCCACCCUUGGGUCCCCACCCGCCGACUCCCAUUGCCAAACCCUCCCGCCGGCCUGCUCCCCUCACCCCAACCGCUGGAAUCGCCACCUGCAAGCCACCGGAUCUAGCCUACCCACUCUCCCGUUUGGCCGCUGGUUUCCCAUCCCUCCACCUCUUCAAUUCUCGUUAAUUCCCCCCUUCAUAACCUUCCUAAUUUGGCUCCAAUUGUUUUGAACAUAUUUUGAAUUUCAACAAUCCUAUUGAAUUGAAUUGAAGAGCUUUCAAUUUUCUCCUAAACCAUGAGUUAGGAAUUCCCAUAUUAAUUCAAAUCAGAUUUUAAUUAAUGACCCAUUAAUUAGCCGGGCGGGCCCACUACAAACCACUCAAGUACCCCUCCUCUCUCUCUCCCGUAUUAACCCUCUUGUAAUUUUCCUUUAUGGCUUUCCUUUUAGACUAAUUUCAGGUUUGAAAUUUCUAAAACUGAAAUUAAGUCUCCCACAAUUGAGAUAUCUGAAUAAUAAAAAAAAAAAUCAGAUUUUUUUUGUUUAUUUUCCCCCCAUAGCUUCCCCCCACCCCCUCUCCCCUCUCAAACCCGUGAACCCCUCUUUCCCCUAGCUCACGGGCCCACGGCUAGCUCUCCCUCUAUUCCCUUUGGGGUGUUUCGUUCCCUUCCGGCAAGGAUGCAUGGCGGAACCCGAAUGGAACUUUGGAUUUGUACAUGACGAUCGAGAUCAAGUUGACAUCCUCCAAUCACCGUUCUUUGACGUGGGCUUCGAUUUCGACGACACUAUUGAAGAUUACAUCAACCGUAUUCAUUACACAUUAGUUGCUGUGAUCGACGAGCAAAGAUCAAAGGAACGUUGGAUCAUCGUUGGACGACCGUCAUCCUCCACCACUCCGGCCACCUAUCCAAGAACGACGAUCUUAGGCUCCUUCUUACUCGGAGUGACCUCGGUUCUAAUGUGGAGACUCUUCUUCCGCUAAGCCUAGACUAGUUGAGUGUAUGGGCUCCAAAGGUGAAGUUCUCAUUAUUAAAUCAUGGAUUCUUGUGUAUUGUCGUAGUUUUAUAAUUGCUCUUUGCGUUUUCUUGAAUUGUUUGGGAAUCGGCUUUGCUCUUCUUUGCCUAAGAAAGUUAAAAACCAAGAAUUCUAAGGAUCAAUCAUUGUUAUAAGUAAUAAAUUUAUUGUGGAAACACUUUGUUAAUCCGCUAUCUUUAAUUUCCUAACUCCGGAUUGUUUCACAUCAUCUUGGUAUCAGAGCAUGGUAGGCAUGCAUGACAUGUGUAGAAAAACAUCCUAGGGUCAAGCUUUUCAUUGUAGUUUAAAAUUUGCAUGCAUAUCAUUGCGUAGUUAGAUUUUAUUCACUGUUUUCACUGCUGUAAUUGUAUUUCCUGCACGCAUCUAGUAAAGAUUAAGGCAUUCUAGAUAGCGUAGGGGUGCUGCCAUUAAUCCCACAUUGACUCUAAUUGCUUAGGACAACCACACCCUUGAGUUUAACUGCUGUCCUCACUGUUCCAGCAGCAUUUAGCCAUCGUUCAGUGAACUUUUAGUCUUUGUUUGGGUGCUGCCCACUCCCUCGGACCAUUCCAAACACCUAGACAACUUAAGCAACGGCUGAACUUUGCUGUCCAGAAAUUUGCUGCACCAUUUAGUGGCCUUUAGGUGAUCCUAAAACCUGUCUUAAGUUGCUGUCCACACCAUAUAACCUGCCCACAACUCUUAGACAACUCAGGCAACUUCCCCAACUGCUGUAGGUUGCUGUCAACAACACUCCUGCACUCGUUUAGUGGACUUUUAGGCUAGGAACCUUAGCAUUUAGGUGCUGCCCUCGACCCAAUACCCUUCCUAGUCAUCUAGACUAUUUUAUCCACUAAUGGGGUUUGCUGUCCACAUCUUUAGUGCACCUUCUAAUGACAAUUGGGAGAAUCUAGCUUUGCUUUAGGCCCCAUUCGAUCAAUCAUGCUAGUCGGAAGAUGCCCCACUCUGCUUUUCAAUCUAGACAUGAGUUUAAUCCACAACGACUAGAGUCACAUGACCAUCUACCCACCUUUGAUGGUUCAUUAGACCCUUACUACUUUAGGGAAUGGGUUAGACAACUAGAGGACUAUUUCGAAUCAUGUCAUAUCCCUGAGCCCCUCCAUGGUAGCAUCGCUAAGUCUCACCUAAAAGGUCGAGCUCUUCAAUUUUGGAUAAAAUUGGAAGACCAUAAAAAGUCUCGCGGUGAGUACCUCACUUGGAAAGACAUGAGACGAGAACUUAAUUUAAAAUACCGACCCUCUACUAGUGACCGUCAUCUAGAACACCACCCUACCUCUUUUGUUGGGACAACCCAUGGACACUACUGUGGUCGAGACCACCCACCCAUUAGUAACACCAGGGUUGCUGCCCAACCCUGUAGGUUUUCCCCUAGCCUUGAUGGUCGACCCUCUAUGGGGUAUUCUGUUGGAUCGAUCCCAUACAACUCCCCACUUAGACCCAAUUCUAGCCAUUCCAGUCAACCUUUAGCCUCCCCAAUCCUCGACCCUGCAUAUGUGAUUUUAAUAAAGAAUUGCAGUAAAGAGAAAAAAUCUAAUGAACCUGAGACUGAAUACAUCCAUUUCGUGGAUACUAUUAAUAACAAGGACUUCUUUGAGGAUGAAACUGAAGUGAUUGAAUCAGACUCCUGGCAUGAUUUAAACCCUGAGCUAGGAAAGUUAGAACCUUUGAAUGACGACACCUUAGCCCACCCUGAUCCUAGUCUCAUCGAGGAUACUUCUUUGGAUAAGGUUUGCCUGGACGAUAGUAAUAUGAUUUUGAAAGAAACUGACCUGACCGUGAACACAUUGAAAUUAAAAUCGGAAGAUUCUGAUUUAAUUACUGAGAUGACUCCGAAUAAUUCGGAUUUAAUUUUGAAUAAUUCUAUGGCAAUGUGGAUAAUUUCAAAUUGGAAAUGAGGAAAUUGAAGUUACUACCUGAAUUAAACCUUGAUUUAAGUGACCCCAAAUUCAUUGAUCUUAGGGUUAUAACCAAACCUGAUCCUUUUGAGGAUAGUAAUAUGAGUUUGGAAGAUAGUAAUUUGAAUCUGAAAGGUUCUGAGCCUAAGUUGAACCCUAAACAUCCUCUUGUCUUAUUGGAGUCUAUUCUAGGAGUUGCUCCUUUAGAUUUACAUUUGACAGAGUAUACCUUUCUUGAUUGGACUUAUAUCAUCGACCUUAGUGUUAGAGAGAGUCGUAGCCCAUACUUUCAGGUCACAUUUCUAACUGUUGUGCCCAAUUAUGUUAGGGAUACCCUACCCCACUUCUUAAGUCCAAUACCCGCUAGCCACUCUUUGGGCUAUCAUACUAUGGUAGUAAGUCAUGACCCAUCGUCUUAUCAUAUUCCUGAUUCCUACAUUAUGCCCUUGAUAUCCUUGUCCUUCCCUAGUAAGGAUAUUCUCUCUCCUAGUUGGAUGACUUUGAUAGAUUACCCUACUGUCGCUAGGAGACUUCUCUGUGACCCGAGCUGAGACACCCUAUGGAGAUGCCCUUUUAGCUAAGGAUGUCUUCAUUGCUCCCCCUACACCCGUUCCAUUAGACCGAACACUUUAGACCCCUCUUUUUGUGACUCGUCCACCUGUUAUAGCUACGUGUUUGUGAGUUAGUAUGUUGUGUGUGUGUUGUAGUCUGUUGUCUUCCUAAUUUGUCUAUGUUUAAAACUUUAGUUUGUAAGCUCAUGAGUCUUGUCAUUCAUCAUACACACCCGAAUCUCUUGCAUGUGCAUCUGCAUUUCACCUUCAGGAGUUACUCAAAGAAAUUAAAAAGAAAAUUGAACAAAGUAACACCCAUUUUAAAAUUAUUGCUGAUAACAAAAGAAGGUCCAAAGAAUUCAAAGUUGGAGACUUUGUGAUGGUACGGGUCCGCCUAGAGCUUUUCUCCAGGCGCCAUAAAGAAGUUGCGUGCUCGAAGCACCGGACCAUUUAAGAUAAUCUCAAAGGUUAAUAGUAAUGCUUACGUACUGGAUCUCUCUUGAGGCUUUAACAUGAAUCCUACAUUUAAUAUAGAAGACCUAAUAGCCUUUGAAGGACCUGAAUUUUAACCUCAAAAUCCACUCCUUAAAACAGCCUUGUUUGACCCCACCUGGAGAGAUCACCAACCUAGCUCCACUCCCCAAUUUACCUUACUCACCCAUAGUGGAGAAGAUCGAAGCAAUACUAGAUGAUGAGGUCAUUUCCCUAAAGGAAGGUGGACGCCGACGAUACCUAAUUCCUUGGAAAGGGACACCGGAGAUACAGGAUACUUGGAUCGACAGGGACGAGCUACAGAGCAUAGACUCAGAUCUCCUAGAGUUGUACGAGGGCUUCAUAGAUAUCUACUCGAUGGGGUCGAGUUUUCUCCCACCUGAGGAGAACGAUGACGACAUCGUCAGCGAUUUCGACACAUGUACCAUCAGAAGACGCCGGAGAUCGACGGCCACGAUCAUGAGUUAUAUUUUAGUAAUUUAUUGUAGUAGUUUAUUUUAUUUAUGUUUUUUCCGCUUUUG